AUGGCGGAUAUUUAUAAAAAUGUUCGUAUACCUGAUGCAAAUGAUAAAGUAUAUAAAGAUGAAUGUCUUUAUUCAUUUGAUAAUCCUGAAUCUGAGAAUGGACUUUUUAUUUGUAUGUCAACAUUUCGUGGACUUGGAAAAGAUCAUGUUGCAAGACAUUGUAAAUUUAAUCCUGGUAAAAAUGUCUUUUUACAUAUAUCACGACGACGAAAACCAGUACCAAUUGAUCCGAAUAUUGAACCAACGAAAGUAACAAAAAUGGCUAUUGGUAUUGAAGGUGGAUUUGAUGUCAAUGGAUCAAAACGAUUUACAUUUGAAGAAAAAUAUGCAAUUUAUGUACAUCCAAAUAUAAUUAUUGCUUAUCCAGAAGAAGCUGAUAAAUUACCUGAACAUGUCAAGAAAUCAGCUGAUGCUAUUAUUGCUGCCGAAUCAGCAUUUUUGAAAGAAGAACGUGCAGCAAUGAAUGCAACAUGGAAUGGAGAAAUUCGUCAAAUAACAAAACAUGCUCAAACAUUAGAACAAUUAAAUAAUGAACGUAAAAUUCCACCAAAUGGAUGGAAAUGUGAACAAUGUGAUUUAAAAGAUAAUUUAUGGUUAAAUUUGACUGAUGGAUCGAUUUUAUGUGGGAGAAAAUUUUUUGAUGGUACUGGUGGAAAUAAUCAUGCAGUUGAACAUUAUUAUAAAACAAAAUAUCCAUUAGCUGUUAAACUUGGAACAAUAACUAGUAAGGGUGCAGAUGUUUAUUCUUAUGAUGAAGACGAUAUGGUUGAAGAUCCUAAUCUCGCUAUUCAUUUAUCACAUUGGGGAAUUAAUAUGAUGAAUAUGGAAAAAACUGAUCGAUCAAUGGCUGAUUUAGAAAUUGAAAUAAAUCAAAAAUAUGGUGAAGCAUCCAUAAUUGAAGAAGCUAAUUCAAAAUUACAACCUGUCCAUGGAGCAGGCUAUACUGGAAUGAGAAAUUUAGGAAAUUCAUGUUAUAUGAAUUCUGUAAUGCAAGUAUUAUUUACAAUAAAAGAUUUUCAAGAGAAAUAUUAUAAGCAUUGUGAAUUUUAUUUUGAUCAUGCUAAAGAUCCAGUAAAUGAUUUUAAUGCACAAACAGCUAAAUUAGCUUUCGGUUUAUUAUCUGGUCUUUAUUCACGAGAAAUGCCUGAUAAUAGGGAUUUAUCAUUUACACCACCAUCAAUUGUUCGACCACAAAUGUUUCGUUCAUUAAUUGGUCAUGGCCAUCCAGAAUUCGGUACUAAACAACAACAAGAUGCUGCAGAAUUUUUAGAAUAUUUUCUUGAACAAGUACAUAAACAUUGUUUAAAUGAUCCAACACCUGAUGCAUCACUUGAUCCAAGUACAUGUUUUCAAUUUCAAUUAGAAGAACGUCUUUAUUGUCCUGAAACAGCUCAAGUUCGAUAUUUAACUCGAAAUGAUACUAUGUUUCGAAUGAAUAUACCAUUAGAUGCUGCUAAAAAUAUGCAUGAAGUUCUUCAUUAUAAUAAAACAAAAGAAGAUAUGGAAAAAAAAGGACAUAAAACGAAUGAUUUACCAAUUGUACGUCCCAUUGUUCCACUUACACAAGCUAUUGCUCGAUGGGCUGAACCAGAAAUAAUUGAAGAUUUUAAAAUAAAUCGAAAUCUACCAAAAGCAACUAUUCGAAGAACACAACGAUUUUUAACAUUUCCCGAUUAUCUUCUUAUUCAAUUAAAAAAAUAUACAUUUAAUGAUGAUUGGACACCAAGAAAAAUUGAUGUAUCAAUGGAAAUACCUGAUGAAAUUGAUAUUAAUUCAUUACGUGCAACUGGUUUACAAAUUGGUGAAAAACUUAUGCUAGAUGAUGAUGAUAAUGAAAAAGUUACGUCAGCAUCGAAUACACAAAUCAAUGAAGUACUUUUAGAACAACUUGUUAGUAUGGGUUUUUCAACUGAAGGUUGUAAGAAAGCAUUAAUUAGUACGGGAAAUAAUAACAUUGAAGCAGCAAUGAAUUGGGUAUUCGAACAUCAAUCAGAUUCUGACUUUGAUAAACCGUAUCAAGCAUCAACUGCCGAUGAAGAAAGUAUUGCUAUACUUAUUUCAAUGGGCUUUUCUCGUGCACAUAGUGUUCGUGCAUUAGCAACAACAAAUAAUAAUGUCGAAGCAGCUGUUGAUUGGGCAUCUAGUAAUCCAGAAGAUAAUUCAACAUUACAUAGAUUUAUGGAAUCUUUACCUCAAUCUUCACCUUCUGCACAGUCACCUUCAACAACUCCUCAUUAUCAUGAUGGUCCUGGUAAAUAUCGUCUCGUUGCAUUUAUUUCACAUAUUGGUAAUACUACAUCAUGUGGUCAUUAUGUUGCACAUAUUCACAAAGAUGGCCGAUGGGUUAUAUUUAAUGAUGAAACUGUUGCAUUUUCUGAACAUCCACCAAAAGAUUUAGCUUAUCUUUAUAUAUAUAAACGUGCAGCUUCGUAA
Rotaria sp. Silwood1 is the source of this 2433-nucleotide messenger RNA. The record is from the annotation of a GenBank genome assembly. Lineage: Eukaryota; Metazoa; Rotifera; Eurotatoria; Philodinida; Philodinidae.